This is a messenger RNA of Phytophthora infestans T30-4, 678 nucleotides long. RefSeq lists its product as uncharacterized. The coding region runs from base 1 to 678 and encodes 225 amino acids. NCBI's taxonomy places the organism in Eukaryota, Oomycota, Peronosporomycetes, Peronosporales, Peronosporaceae. The record is from RefSeq and is a predicted model, not a curated record. The transcript has 3 exons.
AUGAGAGAGCGACUGAUGAGUAUCAAGGCCGCAUUUGAAGAUAUCGAGAUGGACUUGGAGGCUUUACAUUCAGUGUGGGAAGGCACCGCUCGGUACUUAGCAGAAGACUCUUGCGCAUCGUCCACCGAGUACGUGUUCGGCCUGCUGAACAGGUUUCUACUUGAUGUCAAAGUCGCCAAAACUCUGCUCUUCCGAAAGGGGCUCAAUUUUGCCAGUGAAGCGAACGCACUUCUUCCUCGUGCUUACGUGGGGAGUAUCGUGGCGACCAAGUUCGGCUCAGGGAUCAUAACGGCACUCCGAGUUAGUGAUAAGCGCAUUGAAGUCAAGUUUCCCUGGAGUCGAGAAGCAUAUCUGGAACCUUCUUCAAUUCUGUCUGUUGGUAGUUUGGUGCGGUGUCGACAAUGGGGUGUAGGUAUUAUCCGCGAGACUUGCUACGAUGUGGGCUUCUGCGACGUUCGGUUUUCGUUUGGAUACGGCAAAGUUCGGGUCGAGGAAUUGGUGCUGGAAACGUCAUCAAACAAAGAGGAAUUGCGUAUUCAGUUACUACGUUGUGGAUUCUGUAUCGGCGAUCCCGUUAUCACACCAUUUGGAUGUGGCCACGUCCAGUCAAUUCGCGGGAAACCUCAGAGCCCUACUGCUGUACUUGCAGUUGGUAUGCAUGUCAAACGAAACUAUUGA